AUGAUUGGAAUUAGAUGUCCUUUGGCUAGGUCUUGGAUUGGGGGGUGUUUGGGGGACAUAAUAGUUCUCGGAGGAGUUACUAUUAUUAGUCAUGGAGGUGGUGGUGUUAUUACUCAUGGUAGUAGUGCUAUCAUUAGUCUUGGGAGUGGUGGUAUUGUUGGUCUUGGAGGUAGUAUUAUCAUUAGUCUUGGGGGUAGUGGUAUUGUUGGUCUUGGAGGUGGUACUAUCAUUAGCACUCAUUUUUUGUACCUGAAUACGAAAAAAAUCAUGGCCAGAAGUAAAGAGUAUAGGGGAUAUAUCCAUAUUCCAAGUUUUAGAGUUAGCUGUGAUGCUAAAGGUUAUAUCAGUUCUGACCCUAAGGAUCCUGAUUAUAGUGAUCAACAUAACCCAACACAAAAUCCUGAGAAAGUUGUAAAUACUAAACGUAAUCCCUAUAGAUAUACGAAAGAAUAUGCGCCGUAUAUUUAUCUAGAUUAUUCAUCAGCUGAUAUAUAUACUAAUGACUCAAUAUUCAAUGGAAUUCGAUGGUCUAAAAUCAAAGAUAAUACUUGUUUAAGCAUCUUCGAUGCUAGAGCUAUAUAUAUGACAGUUUGUUGUAAUCGUCAGGUUUCUGUAACAGUCCAUCGUACUGUUUUCCCUCAAACUUCCUUUUACAUUAAUGGCAAAAAGGUUAGUGAACAAGCACAGACUGAACUUGGCAAGUUUAUUCUUUCCAGAGGUAAACCGGCUAAGGACUUCAAAAUUGCCGAAGAUGGAAAUUGGAUAAUUAAGAAUAUAAAAACGUUAUUUAAAAAUUUUCAAAAAGAUUUGGGUUUAUUGUUAUCAGCAGAUGGACAUGGUAACUUGGCUCCUUAUGGACAGAACUUGACCUGGAAUAGAAAAAUCUAA
Messenger RNA from Cetraspora pellucida, 888 nucleotides. The record is from the annotation of a GenBank genome assembly. Lineage: Eukaryota; Fungi; Glomeromycota; Glomeromycetes; Diversisporales; Gigasporaceae.